GUUGUGGCUCUCAGCAGAGUGCGGGUCCGGUGUACACGGCGCUGCGUCAAGUCGUGGAGGAAACCACUCAUCGAGGUGCGUUGGACUUGAGUGUACUGCGAUUGAACUUCAAUCCUUCCAGGAAGUUUCAGCACUUCUAUCGUGUCGGUCGUCUAUUGGGCGACGGCAGCUUCGGGGCUGUGCAUGAGUGCUUUUGCCGCACCACCAACGAGGCCCGUGCAGUGAAACUUCUACUGAAGAGUCGCAUCAAGGAUGGCGGCGCUGCCAUCGCGAACGAGAUUGAGAUCUUGACAAAGCUGGAUCAUCCACACGUGGUGAGGUUUUACGAGUUCUUUGAGGAUUCGCGCAGUGUGCUCUGUGUGGUGGAGCUCUGCGAGCACGGAGAUCUGAGUUCUGUGCUGGACAAGCCCAGUGGACAGGACUCUGUGAGAGUCUUGUACCGUGACGUGAUGUUGGGCCUAGCCUAUUUGCACAGCUUUGGCAUUGCGCAUCGCGACUUGAAGUUCACCAAUUGCGUCCUGGCGUGGAACGGCCUGCGAGACAUCGCCAAGAUCAUUGACUUUGGAUUGGGCGCCAUCCGCCGAGAGGAGGACGUGGAGGAGGAGUGGAUGAGUGAGGUGCUUGGCACGCUGGCCUUUGUUGCGCCAGAGGUGGUCCAGAAAAGCUACAGUGAGAAGUGUGACUGCUGGUCCUUCGGCAUCAUGGUUUUCAUGCAACUCACUCAGGGGCAGCACCCCUACGGUGGCUCAUGGAGGGGUCGUAGCAAUCUGCCAAAUCGGCAGUUGUUGAUGCGGCUGCAAGACCCACCACGGCUCGAGCUCCUUUGCACAGCCGAUGCCAGGGGCAGCGAGCUGGUGGCCCGGUUGCUAGCACACGAGCCACAGCAACGCUUGAGCGCGCAGGAGGCUUUGCAGAUGGCCUGGCUUCGACCCAAGAGCAUUCGCCGGGUGGAACGUAGCUGUAACCUUUCGCACCGGGAGCAAAGCCUGAUGCGUCGCAGUUUAUCCUCUUACAAAGACCUUACGUCCUUUGACAAGGCGCUACACCAGUUACGCUGA
Molecule: messenger RNA, 1058 nt
Organism: Cladocopium goreaui
Lineage: Eukaryota; Dinophyceae; Suessiales; Symbiodiniaceae
Source: the annotation of a GenBank genome assembly